AUGGCUACCCCGCUCCUGCGUCUCCUCCGGUCUCUCGAGAAGUGGGAACUCCUUCAGGACCAGUGCGGCACGGCUGUCAGCGAGGCUCUCAACCUCAUCGUCGACAGCCAGUUUCUUCUAGGAGACUACCUCGUCACGCUGCAAACCGAUGGGAAAGCGAGAGAAAAGUGCCUCAAUGGCCACGAGCGGCGCAUCGAAGCAGCCCACCAGCAAGUGCUGCUCCGUCAACGCGACCUGGCUCUGACGCAUGCAGAGAUUGCGGAGUGUGCGCGGCUGUUGGGCGCAGCUUCCGAGGCCGGGAGGCGCCGGCAAACGCUUGGAGCCUCCCGGGUCCUCUCUGGAAGUGUGACACACGUGACAAACCAAGGAAAGUGCACACCCUUCACAGCCUCGGCAAGUCGGCAGACGCUGUCGUCCCCUGGAAGUGAGGCACUCUUCCUCGAAGAAAUCGGUUCGUUUGCAGCAGAGGCGGCGGAGGCGUAUCGCCGUCAACUGGACCUUCAAAACGAGCUCGUCACCCUCUACGGCGCCGACAGUCGGUUCUUCGCGAAGUGA
Messenger RNA from Neospora caninum, 555 nucleotides. RefSeq names its product putative awp1 protein. Lineage: Eukaryota; Apicomplexa; Conoidasida; Eucoccidiorida; Sarcocystidae. The record is from RefSeq and is a predicted model, not a curated record. The coding region runs from base 1 to 555 and encodes 184 amino acids. The transcript has 6 exons.